Molecule: messenger RNA, 705 nt
Organism: Closterium sp. NIES-65
Lineage: Eukaryota; Viridiplantae; Streptophyta; Zygnematophyceae; Desmidiales; Closteriaceae
Source: the annotation of a GenBank genome assembly
AUGAGCAGUGAGGAUAUGAGCAGUGGGGAUAUGAGCAGUGGGGAUAUGAGCAGUGGGGAUAUGAGCAGUGGGGAUAUGAGCAGUGGGGAUAUGAGCAGUGGGGAUAUGAGCAGUGGGGAUAUGAGCAGUGAGGAUAUGAGCAGUGGGGAUAUGAGCAGUGGGGAUAUGAGCAGUGGGGAUAUGAGCAGUGGGGAUAUGAGCAGUGGGGAUAUGAGCAGUGGGGAUAUGAGCAGUGGGGAUAUGAGCAGUGGGGAUAUGAGCAGUGGGGAUAUGAGCAGUGGGGAUAUGAGCAGUGAGGAUAUGAGCAGUGAGGAUAUGAGCAGUGGGGAUAUGAGCAGUGGGGAUAUGAGCAGUGGGGAUAUGAGCAGUGGGGAUAUGAGCAGUGGGGAUAUGAGCAGUGAGGAUAUGAGCAGUGAGGAUAUGAGCAGUGGGGAUAUGAGCAGUGGGGAUAUGAGCAGUGGGGAUAUGAGCAGUGGGGAUAUGAGCAGUGGGGAUAUGAGCAGUGAGGAUAUGAGCAGUGGGGAUAUGAGCAGUGGGGAUAUGAGCAGUGGGGAUAUGAGCAGUGGGGAUAUGAGCAGUGAUGAUAUGAGCAGUGGGGAUAUGAGCAGUGGGGAUAUGAGCAAUGACAAGUUCUCCUGGCAACGAUCACACAAAGCACCACCAUCAAAGCAGAAAGGGUAUGGGGAGGACGGUUCAAAGAUGUAA